This is a messenger RNA of Humulus lupulus (European hop), 1395 nucleotides long. RefSeq names its product protein BRASSINAZOLE-RESISTANT 1-like. Gene Ontology annotation, biological process: brassinosteroid mediated signaling pathway; DNA-templated transcription. Lineage: Eukaryota; Viridiplantae; Streptophyta; Magnoliopsida; Rosales; Cannabaceae. The transcript has 2 exons. Gene Ontology annotation, molecular function: DNA-binding transcription factor activity. The coding region runs from base 194 to 1159 and encodes 321 amino acids. The record is from RefSeq and is a predicted model, not a curated record.
CACCCUCAGAGAGAGAGAGAGAGAGAGAUUCUUCUUCUUCUACAGAUACAGCGAAGAAGCAAACGCAUACCUCGUGAGAGCCCAAAACUCCUUUCCGUCUAUUCUUUCUCUUCUCUCUCUCUCUCCUAUUUGGGUUCUUAAAUCACCGGUUUGCAUAGAGGGUAAGACCGUGGAGGAGUUAACCGGAGCCGAAAUGACGUCGGAUGGUGCCACGUCAGCGUCUACGGCGGCGCGCAGGAAGCCGUCGUGGAGGGAGAGAGAAAACAACCGCAGGAGAGAGAGGAGGCGAAGAGCCAUAGCUGCGAAGAUAUACUCUGGUCUCAGAGCUCAGGGCAACUAUAAUCUACCUAAGCACUGUGAUAACAACGAGGUCCUUAAAGCUCUGUGUAUCGAAGCCGGUUGGACCGUCGAAGAAGACGGUACUACUUAUCGAAAGUCCAUUGUACAGGGAUGCAAGCCGGUCCCAAUGGAUGUGGCAGGCACUUCUACCAGAAUCACCCCUUAUACUUCCCAAAAUCCGAGCCCAAUGUCUUCUUCAUUUCCAAGUCCAAUCCCUUCUUAUCAAGUGAGUCCUUCAUCUUCUUCGUUUCCGAGCCCCUCUCGUCUGGAUGCUGGUGGCUACAAUCCCUCUAAUCUGAUUCCCUAUCUACGCAAUGCCAUUCCUUCAUCUCUUCCUCCCCUUCGAAUUUCAAACAGUGCCCCUGUAACCCCACCUCUGUCUUCUCCAACCUCGAGAAAUCCCAAGCCAAUUCCCAAUUGGGAAGCCAUUGCCAAGCAAUCCAUGGCCUCUUUCAAUUACCCUUUUUAUGCUGUUUCAGCCCCAGCUAGCCCAACACGCCACCAGAUUCACAUCCCAGCGGCUACAAUACCUGAAUGCGAUGAGUCUGAUACUUCUACUGUUGAUUCUGGCCAAUGGGUGAGCUUCCAAAAGUUUGCUCCUUCUGCUUCUACGAUGCCAACCUCUCCAACCUUUAAUCUUGUGAAACCUGCUGCUCAGCCAAUUUCUCCUAUCAACAUUGGUCCGGACACUGUGAGAGGAGCUGAAUUCGACUUCGGAGGUGGACAGGUAAUGCCUUGGGUUGGAGAGAAGAUUCAUGAAGUUGGAAUGGAAAUGGAUGAUUUGGAACUCACACUGGGUAGCGGGAAAGCUCGAAGUUAAAGUCUAGCCUGGUUGCGAAGUGUAUGCGUCAUACAAGAAUAUAGAGAAAAGGACUGGUUUUGCUGGUUUCACUCUAGUUUCAGCUUAUUGUUGAAGACUUAAGUGCAUUUCUAGUUCUCUGUUUCAAUCAAUCCCAUUCAGCAGAAAUCUACAAAUCUUGAACCUUAUUGGGUUCCUUCUAGUAAUUGAAUUCCAUGGAGAAUUCUUGAUCAUUUAUUUAUUUUUCUUUCUUUUAA